Eufriesea mexicana is the source of this 507-nucleotide messenger RNA. RefSeq names its product ribosomal protein L28 (gene RpL28). Gene Ontology annotation, cellular component: ribosome. The record is from RefSeq and is a predicted model, not a curated record. Gene Ontology annotation, molecular function: structural constituent of ribosome. The transcript has 4 exons. NCBI's taxonomy places the organism in Eukaryota, Metazoa, Arthropoda, Insecta, Hymenoptera, Apidae. Gene Ontology annotation, biological process: translation. Bases 52 to 471 code for a protein of 139 amino acids.
GUUGAAUGUUCUUUCUUGAUUUCUUUCUAUACGUUGUGCACGUGAUCAUUCAUGAUGUCGUCUCAUUUAAAUUGGAUGAUUAUCCGUAAUAAUAAUGCCUUUCUCUUAAAGAAACGCAACAUUAAUAAACCAUUUUCUACGGAAUCAAACAAUUUGACCAAUUUGAGUAGUUACCGUUAUUCUGGCUUGAUCCACAGAAAAAGUGUUGGUGUAGUUGAUACACCUGAUAAAAAAGGAUUUACAGUAGUUUAUAAAAAAGCUAAAGCCAUGAAUAAGCCUGCAAAAGCCACAGUUCGGUGCACAAUGAAAGCUGGAGCUCGUCGUUCCUUAUAUAAAUUAAAGAGAUUGCUUACUAAAAAUAAAUACCGUGUAGAUCUUACUAAGUCUGCAUUGCGUCGAGCUAGUGCUGUAAUACGUUCCCAAAAGCCUUUACCUGCAAAAAAGAUUCGUAUAACCAAAAAGGCUGACUAAUUUGUAUAUAUUAAUAAACAUACAUUUUAAUGUAAA